Molecule: messenger RNA, 863 nt
Organism: Sinocyclocheilus grahami
Lineage: Eukaryota; Metazoa; Chordata; Actinopteri; Cypriniformes; Cyprinidae
Product: junctophilin-3-like
Exons: 2
Biological process (GO): regulation of synaptic plasticity
Cellular component (GO): endoplasmic reticulum membrane; plasma membrane; junctional membrane complex
Source: RefSeq, a predicted model, not a curated record
AUGGCACUUCCUGUGCUUGCCAUUGAUGAGGUUGGUCAUGCUGAUGACGCUACAAGUACAUACCAGGGCCAAUGGGUGGGCGGCAUGCGGCAUGGAUACGGCGUACGACAAAGCGUUCCAUAUGGCAUGGCAGCCAUCAUCCGUUCACCUUUGCGUACCUCCAUAAACUCUUUACGCUCUGAGCACAGCAAUGGCACAGCUCUGCUGACUGGCGAUCGAGCGCCUGUGGCUGGCGUGGGGGGCAUUGGUGUCCUAGCAGCGGGUAGCCCAGCCGUGUCCCGUGGAGGCUUCGUUCUGAUGGCCCACAGCGAGGCCGAGCUAUUGAAAAACAAAAAGAAGGGCUUGUUCCGCCGCUCACUCCUGAGUGGUCUCAAGUUGCGAAAAUCUGAGUCCAAGAGCUCAUUAGCCAGCCAGCGGAGCAAGCAGAGUUCCUUCCGCAGUGAGGCCGGAUUGAGUACGGUGAGCUCCGCUGCAUCCGACAUCAACUCAACCAUCAGCUUAGGCGAAGGGGAGGGUGAGCUACCGGUAGGCGAGGAUGAUGUAGAUGCCACUACAACGGAGAGUUACGCAGGCGAAUGGAAGAACGACAAGAGGACAGGCUGCGGGGUAAGCCGGCGUUCCGACGGACUGCACUACCAGGGUGAGUGGUUGGGCAACAAGAGGCAUGGCUAUGGAUGCACCACCUUUCCUGACAGCACCAAAGAGGAAGGCAAAUACAAACAGAAUGUUCUUGUCAGUGGCAAACGCAAGAACCUCAUCCCACUACGUGCCAGCAAGAUCCGCGAGAAAGUGGACAGGGCGGUUGAGGCGGCAGACAAGGCCGCCGACAUAGCGAAGCAGAAGGCAGAGAUUGCGCUCUCAAG